Polychytrium aggregatum is the source of this 2234-nucleotide messenger RNA. RefSeq lists its product as uncharacterized. The record is from RefSeq and is a predicted model, not a curated record. Gene Ontology annotation, molecular function: Hsp90 protein binding. Lineage: Eukaryota; Fungi; Chytridiomycota; Chytridiomycetes; Polychytriales. The transcript is spliced from 10 exons. The coding region runs from base 115 to 1827 and encodes 570 amino acids.
GUCCAGUCGCGCCUCCAGAUACUUUUGCCGCCUCGAUCGUGGUGCGAUCUGGCUGUUCGCUUCGCUCGCUUGUCCCUGCACUCUCCCGCCUCCUGCCACCAACCGUCCAAAGUCAUGUCCGCCGACGAGCUGAAAUCCCUCGGAAACAAGGCCUUCUCGGCCAAGGACUACACCACCGCCAUCGGCCACUUUUCCAAGGCCAUCGAAAUCGAUGCCUCCAACCACGUUUUGUACUCCAACAGAUCUGCCUCAUACGCUUCCCUGAAGCAGUAUACCGAGGCCCUUGCUGAUGCCGAGAAGGCCGUCGCCCUCAAGCCCGACUGGGCAAAGGGCUACUCUCGCAAGGGCGUAGCUCUCUUUGGUCUUGGCAAGCACUCCGAUGCUGCUGAAGCCUACCAGGCCGGUCUCAAGAUCGAACCCGAAAAUGCUGCUCUGAAGCAGGGUCUCGAGGAUGUCGAGAACGCCAUGGCCAACGAAGGCUUGGGCGGCCUUGGCAAACUCUUUGGUCCCGACGUCUGGACCAAGAUUGCUUCCAACCCCAAGCUGAGCCCGCUGCUUGCCCAAACCGACAUUGUCCAGAAGAUCAAGGACAUCCAGGCCAAUCCCAGUGCCAUCAACAUGUACAUGCAAGACCCCCGUAUGAUGACCCUGCUGAUGGGUCUGAUGGGUCUCGAUGCCAACGUCGCCACCGCCGAUGCUGACGAGGCCCCGGCUGUCGUUCCUGAGCCUGCCCCGGCUGCGCCUGCCGCCUCGUCGGCCCCGAAGCAGACCCCUGUCCCCGUGGCCAAGGAAGAGAUCCCCGAGGUCGAAAUGGACGAUGAAGAGACCCAGAAGAAGCGCAAGCGAGCCGAGAGCGACAAGCACAAAGAUCUCGGCAACGCCGAGUACAAGAAGCGCAACUUUGAGGCUGCCCUGAAGCACUACGACGAAGCCUGGAAGGCCGACGAGACCAACGUUGCCGUCCUGACCAACAAAUCUGCCGUUCUCUUCGAGAUAGGCAAGUACCAGGAGACCAUCACCAUCUGCGAACAGGCCAUCGAGACCGGCCGCGAUCUUCGCGUCGACUACAAGCUGAUCGCUCGCGCCUUUGCCCGCAUCGCCACCAGUCACCACAAGCUCGGCAAUCUUGAGCUGGCCAUCAAGAACUACAACCACUCCCUUGCCGAGCAUCGCACCCCCGACACCCUCAACAAGCUGCGCGAGCUCGAGAAGGAGAAGAAGGAAGCCGACCGCCUUGCCUACCGCGACCCCAAGCUCAGCGAUGAAGCCCGUGAGCGCGGCAACGAGCUCUUCAAGAACUCAAAGUUUAGCGAGGCCAUCAAGGAGUACACCGAGGCGAUCAAGCGCAACGACCAGGAUCCUCGCAACUUCUCCAACCGCGCUGCAUGCUACACAAAGCUGAUGGCGCUUAGCGAGGCCGAGAAGGACUGUGACGCUGCCAUCAAGCUCGACCCCAGCUUUGUCAAGGCGUACAUCCGAAAGGCCGCCAUUCUCUUCACCAAGCGGGAGUACACCAAGUGCAUUGAUCUGUGCAACGAGGCCAAGGAGCGCGACACCGAACAAAAGCACACCGAGGAGAUUGAGAACCAGAUCAACCGAUGCAUGUUCUCCCUCAACCAGAUUCAGCAGGGCGACGAUACCGAGACCCAGAAGCGAGCCAUGCAGGAUCCCGAAGUCCAGGAGAUCCUGGCCGAUCCUGUGAUGCAGACGAUUCUGCAGCAGAUGCAGCAGGAUCCUCGUGCCGCCAACGACCAUAUGAAGAACCCUGCCAUUGCUUCCAAGAUCCGAACGCUCAUCAACGCCGGCAUCAUCCGCGUCGGUCGAUAAGCGUCUGGCUUCCGUCCUGCCAACACCACUCUGCGCAUCCUGUCCCUCGUCGACGUGUUACUUCGCUUCCACUUGCUCUGAUGCGUGUUUGUGUUGUCCACCGUAUCGCUGUGCAUUCGUGAGCAGCAUAUCCCGUGCGAAUACUGUCAAUCCAAGUGGAGGGAGCACGCCCUUGGGAGGAUGAUCUGUGUGGUCUGGUCCAUACAUAAUAUUCAGGAAAAAAAGGGACUCUUCCCAUUUCCAUUUGGACAGCGUCGUCUUUCAUUGUCUGUCCAUGUGCAUGCAGGUGCCUGCGAUGGGUGAAGAGGUGGUGGACCAAACGACCUGGGCGUCCCACUGUUGUUUCAACACUCAGUUCAUCUGGUCCUGUGCACCAUGCGCAGCCCGUUUUCUGUCUGUGCCCAUGA